Molecule: messenger RNA, 1175 nt
Organism: Olea europaea var. sylvestris
Lineage: Eukaryota; Viridiplantae; Streptophyta; Magnoliopsida; Lamiales; Oleaceae
Product: LIM domain-containing protein WLIM2b-like
Exons: 6
Coding region: 390-947 (185 amino acids)
Biological process (GO): actin filament bundle assembly
Cellular component (GO): plasma membrane; actin cytoskeleton
Molecular function (GO): actin filament binding
Source: RefSeq, a predicted model, not a curated record
UAUCCAAAGUAAUAUAAACUUCCACUUUUAAUCCGCUUUCGCACGAGACGAGUCAAAGUGGGAGCCAAAUGCGUUUCCGGCGAAGAUAUUCUUGUCUUUUCUUUCACCAUCACUAUCAUUAGUAUACAUCAUCAUCCGCUACGCUGCAUCUCUGUCUAUAUAUGCACACAUUAUACAUACACGCGCCAGUUUUUAUUUUUGCUCCUCAGACUUUUCUUUGUUCUAGAUUUGAUAAAUCCAAGAAGCGUACAGAUCAAGAUUUCUUGAUUCUCUUUCUUCUUCAAGGCAGGGCACUAGUCAUUUUGGUUUUUUCAGAGUUAAGCAUAAACCCAUCAAGAAGAGAGGGAAAAUUAUAGUGUGAAAGAUCAGAUCGUAUAGUUUGUGGAGCCAUGUCUUUCACUGGGACACAACAGAAAUGCAAGGCCUGUGAAAGGACAGUUUAUCCAGUGGAGCUGUUGUCUGCUGAUGGAGUGGAUUAUCACAAGUCUUGCUUCAAAUGCACUCACUGCAAAGGAACCCUUAAGCUGAGCAAUUACUCGUCAAUGGAAGGUGUUCUCUACUGCAAGCCGCAUUUUGAACAGCUCUUCAAGGAGACAGGCAGUUUCAGCAAGAAUUUUCUGACACCUGAGAAGUCAACUCCAGAGAUGACAAGAUCACCAAGCAAAGCUGCUGGCAUGUUCUCAGGAACACAAGAUAAAUGUGCUACUUGUGGUAAAACAGCUUACCCUCUUGAGAAGGUGACAGUGGAAAACCAAAGCUAUCACAAGUCUUGUUUCAAGUGUGCACAUGGUGGAUGCUCUCUAACUCCAUCAAACUAUGCAGCCCUAGACGGCAUUUUGUACUGUAAACCGCAUUUUUCCCAGCUGUUUAAAGAAAAAGGCAGCUAUAACCAUUUAAUCAAGUCUGCAUCCAUGAAGCACCCUACAGCCACUGUUCCAGAUUCUUGAACUCUGUUUCUUUACUUAUUAUCUAUCUACACGUCAUGUGCUUUUUCGGGUUUUAUUUUGUUUUUAUUCUCUUGGAUCACCCUACAGGUCAACUAGAGAUGUUCGAUUAUUUACUGUGUUCUGUUUAUGUAUCUGCAAAGUGUAAUUUGUCAUUUGAUUAUGUUAUGAGAUGUUUCAGAUUUUCAAUCUGUGACUUGUGGAGUUUGAUUAUGUUAUGAAAUUUUUUUC